Molecule: messenger RNA, 2988 nt
Organism: Fomitopsis serialis
Lineage: Eukaryota; Fungi; Basidiomycota; Agaricomycetes; Polyporales; Fomitopsidaceae
Exons: 11
Coding region: 1-2988 (995 amino acids)
Source: RefSeq, a predicted model, not a curated record
AUGGAUGAAGGUCUUGUUGGCACAGCCGGCAAAUUCGAGCGUACGCAUGGAAUAACUGCAAAUGCGGCCGACGGAGUACAUAUUGCGUCAACCACCCCUGGGUCUAACGGACAAUACCUCACUCGCGAGUCUGCACUACAGAUCAUUAGCGAGGAGCCUUAUGGGCCGUAUUUCUCUCUUCCAAGAGACCCUUCAACGGAUUCACCAUCAGCUGGCCUCUCGCGGCGGGGAACCACCAAAGAGCUCAUUGGUCGUUUCGAGUCUAUGUCACCCACGAAAGCUCCGUCGGGUCAUCGACUAGAAACACCCAGCUUACGUCCCGGCGCAUAUCCUGCAAUCGAGAAGACAAACAAGCGCUCGCCCAUACGACAAUCGAUCCGGAGCUUCCUGUCGGUUUUCAAAAAGAGUACUGGCAAGACUGCCGGGGAGCUCUCCACUGUUGCUGGGCGCGUAGGCGGGCAAGUGCUCCAAGAGCGUAUCAACUCUUCGCGAAUAAGCGUAUCUACUUCCCGCGACCGUCCUUCGACGCUUAGCGUACCGCGAGUCAGUGAACUUGAAAUUCGGGGGCCUCUCAACAUAUGCAAGACACCUAUCUCGCCUACGACUGCUCGCCACUCUGGGCCGGUUCUCUACCUGUCUCGCCCACCGACGUCCUCUGCGGGUUUACACCCGGUCUGGACGCACUGCACGGCGAUGCUGCACAGCACUCACCUCCUGCUAACUUCGGAGACUUCGGGCGGUCACCCUUCAACGAACAUCAUCGCAUUCCGGGAAUGCGCCGAUGUGCGCUCGUUAUCCUCGACGGAACUGGACCCGAGCGAGCGAGCGAUGUUGCCGUCGCAGAGCGCGGAAGGUGGUGACCGUCAGGUCUGGAAGAUAUUUGAGCUCCAGUUUGAGGGGCGGCCAAGGGAGAAGCUCGCUGUCCGCUCCGUCGGAGAGCGAGCGGCGUGGGUGAGCAAGAUAUGGGAUGCAAUACUGGAAGCCCAAGAAGAGCGAAGUGAGGCAGCAAGCAUUGCGGUCAGGCGCACCCAGUCCGUCAUGGCCGCCAGCAAUGGAGCUGAGAACACCACUGGCACUGACCCUCGCUCAGCUGCAAGCGGGCGUAGCAGUGCCAUGUCUGCUCGCUCGACUAUCACAGCAGGAUCUACCCUCAACGUGGACCGUGCUCUCCCCGACAUCCCUCAGGCUUCCGAGAAGCCGUCAGCCCCGAAGCUUUCCAUCCAGAUCCCGUCUAGUUCCAUUCGUCCCCUCACCUCUUCCGGCGCUCCUAAGCUUUCUCCGCUUCCACGCCCACCCACAACGCCUAGCAAGACACCCACAACCCCGACGCGUAGUCAGAGCCCAUCCAUCAUGAAUCUCGACAAACGGUCCAUGGUCAGGCAACGGUUGGCACAACUGGAGAAUCCGACCGGAAGCCCGUCACCUGUGCGAGGAUCUCCCUUGUCCGCCGCAUCGCCAACGGCUUCCCGUGCCAGAUCUCUGCGAUACGGACCCGACAGCAGCGGCUUGCAUCGCCAGGCUACCUCUGCGUCUGGAGUCAUGGACUCGCUCGUCGAUAGCUACCGCGACACACCGAUUGACUCGCCGCUCUCUGCGUGUUCAGGCCGUCUGACUUCCGUCGCACCUUCUAGCCCAGCACGCACUCCCGCGACCUCCACCUUCCUCAAACCUCCGCCCCUCGCCCAGGACCUCUUUUCACCUGCGUCGAGAUACUCCUCGGACGACGAAGUCGCCCCGUCAGAGGGUGGCGUACCAAGUACGGCUAGGCGACCUAUGAUUCGACUUGAUACGGAUGCAGGCUCCAUGAAGACACCCGUCGCUGUUAGGGAGGAACGCGGGAUCUCUCACACGGUGACUUUGAGGACGAACCAGGACGUUGCCCCCGAUUCCUCAGACGACUUGAACUCUGACACUCAGCCCGCCGACUAUGGAGCGCUAGGGGAGAUUCAAAGCAAGGUGAAUGCGAUCUUGGACCAAGUCUCCCGACAGGGGAGAGCUAGCGCGACGGAUGCCAUCGACCUAUCCAGCGUUUUCACCAAGCUGGAUGAACUUCGGCUCGAGAUCCAAAGUGGAGCACAUGGAACGACACAGUCCCCCACUGGCCUUGCUAGUUCCGACAAGCUGAACGAAAUGCAUAUGAAAUUGGAGGCUCUGGCGACUCUGUGUCAGAACCUGCACGACCGUGAGCCGAGCGCUGGUCAGCCUACGGGCGAUAAUGGAGAGGCCGCGGAAAUCCUAUCCUUGCUGCAAGGCGCCCAAGAACAGUGGUCAUCACAUACGGAGCAGCAGACCGACAGCAUCCGCUACCUGAACGAGCUGAACUCGGUGGUGGCUCGAGGCUUUGUCAACCACGGAACCUCCCAGAUAGAGAACGUCGCAGCGGGCAUUCAGAUGCUCUGCAAGGAGCUCGGGCCCGGCAGUCUACUGGCGGAUGUCCGCAAGCUCUUGGUUGAGGCGAAGGGCAAGGAGGAAGGCUCGGUUGCCCUCCAUGCCGCCGUCAACGGCCUCAUUGCGGCCGUGCACGAGGACCUCAAGAAGAACGCUGAGGCGCGGAACAUGCUCACGACUGAGUCGGUAGUGGGUCUCAUUGACCGCCAACGACAAGACCAGGAGCGCAUGCUGCGCUCGCUUGGAACGGAGCUAUCCAACGAGAUCCGGGGGGAGCGCCUCCGCUUCGUCGAAGCUAUGAAAGAGGCCACCCAGAUCAACGUCCAGAUGCACGUCGAGCACUUCAAGAAAGAGCUCACGCGUGAAGUGAUGCUCAUGACGCAGGAGGUCAGCCGUCUGCAGCGAGAGCGGCAGGGGUUGGAGCAGCAGAUCGGGGACCUCUUCGCGUUCUACUCGAAGCAGAAGCAGGCGGGUGCACAGCUGUUCCCGCCGCAACAGCAAUCGCGGACCCAGCACCAUGGGCGGUCUCGCUCUGCUGGCCCACCGACGCCCGGAGCGCAACCGUUGCCAGUGCCAGGACCACCGGGCCCUGUAUGGUGA